Galleria mellonella (greater wax moth) is the source of this 1969-nucleotide messenger RNA. RefSeq lists its product as uncharacterized. Lineage: Eukaryota; Metazoa; Arthropoda; Insecta; Lepidoptera; Pyralidae. The record is from RefSeq and is a predicted model, not a curated record. The coding region runs from base 998 to 1852 and encodes 284 amino acids. The transcript has a single exon.
CUCCAUAGAAAUGUCUCGAGAAAAACGAGUCAACUUUUUCAUACAAUUUUGCGUGAUAAAUAGUUAAGAGUGAUUACUUUACAACUUCUAUAUUUAUUUUAUCUUAUAAUUUCUGCAUCUUUUAAUGUGUAAACAUUCAUUUUAUUUAUUAAAUAGUACGUCAAGAUACAUUGGAUAUAUCUACAUAGAUAUAUCCAAUGUAUAUACAUAUGUACGAUGUACGUAAGUAUAUAGAACACUGAUUAAAAAAAGAGUAAUCUAAUUUGACAAUUAGCUGACAAAAAGUUGACCAAAUUUGGAAGCUCGAUGCUCUAUCUAUAUAAUCAAAGUUAGUAGUAAAGCGCUGUAUACAACAGAAUUAUACGAGAUGCUUAGUCCGAGACACUCUUCAUAUAUUCACUUGUAGUUUCAACAAUCUCCGCAUUGUGUCUUCGUGUUAUUUAGAUAAUAGCGAAUGCUUACAUUAAAAAGUAAAAAACAAGGCACUGGCAACUUCACAGAUGUCACUCAUUCAUUAUUUUCACGUUGUGUGAAAAUAGUGUCAAUCUUUUUCAAAUAAAUAUUGAAAAUUUAAGUUUUUUACUAAUUAAAAGUUAUUAUUAUGCCUACAAGGCGUAGAGAUCGUGAUGAUGAGGAUAGAAUUGAACGUAAAAUUACGAAAUUAAAGAGAAAUCUGAAUAAAAAACGUCGUAAAUCACGUUUUUCUACGACGUCACCAGAACCACCGGUGGAGUCGGUGGAGGUUGAAACCGAUGAUUGUGCAGAUCUAACUGUAGUGGAUUCACUUAUAGCAGAACAAAAUCAAGGUAUGUUUUAUCUGAAUUCUUUAUUUUCAGCCAUAGGUACGCAGUAAUGUUUGGUCCCUUUGUAACUAGUGGUACUUGAUACAAUACGUACUCCAGUCGAGUGACGUACUUAUAUUUAUAUAAAGAGAAGUUCUCUUUAUUUUUUAUAUAAAAUAAGUUCGGUGGCCUUAUUUUAAUGCCUGUGUUAUGUAAUGCUGGUAGCAUUUCAUAAUUAUAGAACAUGUUUUCCAAUUAAGGAAAAUAUUUUUAUUACAGAUGAAAACAUUAUUCCAACAUUGGAUGAGUCUAUAUUGUCAGCUCUCGGUAACACCUUUAACACUGAUAAAGUAUAUGGGGAAGACAUACAUCCAGAAAUUAUGAAAAGGUUUGAAAAUAUUUUGACCUGUGGCUUGAAGAAAGAGAUAAAAGAAGAGAUUAUUAAAAAAUAUUUAAUACCUGCAAAUGGUAAAUUGUUAGAUGCUCCCAAGUUAAAUGUGGAGCUCCAGGGUCUCCUGACAGAACUUGUAAAAGCAAGAGACAAGAAAGUAGAGGAACGGCAACAGCAGUUGGGUACUGCCCUUGCUACUAUCAGUUAUAUAAUGGACACCUUAGUAAAGGGUAAUUUUAAUAAAAUUAACACUAUUACCAUUCUCACCGAUGUGACAAAAUUGUUAAGUGACUUGCAUUGGGAAGAUACAGUCACACGCAGAAAACUUAUUGCUGCCAAUUUAGACAAAAAUAUAGUAAAGUCCGUUGAUAGUUCUAUUCGGUAUAGUUUCCUGUUUGGAGAAAAAUUCAAUGAAAAUGUUAAAUCGGCUAAUGCCAUUAAGAAAUCUGCGGCUUCAAUUUUGAAACCUUCUAAUAUUAAUACUCAAAAGCCCAAUAACAAAAAUCGAAGUCAUGGGAUACAGCUUUUGGGAAACUAUCAAGGCCCUCCUCGCCAAGGUCAAUACAAACAAGGAGGGGGGGAGGGGAGGUAUCAGCAGAGGACCUCAGUGAGACUUCAGCAGCGGCGUCCAGCAGCCAAAGCAUACCACCCUGCACGGAGGCCUGUGCGCCAAUCAUGAAGGUAAAAGUUUUUGCUGGCCGCCUUAAGUAUUUUGUUCCCUGUUGGGAAAAAAUAACUCAAGAUAGACUUCAAUGUGAAUGUGAAAAAGACUCUAUUUUCCGCACUUAGUCUCUCA